This is a messenger RNA of Sarcophilus harrisii (Tasmanian devil), 2062 nucleotides long. Its product is annotated as potassium voltage-gated channel subfamily C member 1-like. Gene Ontology annotation, biological process: protein homooligomerization; potassium ion transmembrane transport. Gene Ontology annotation, molecular function: protein binding; delayed rectifier potassium channel activity. The transcript is spliced from 4 exons. The record is from RefSeq and is a predicted model, not a curated record. NCBI's taxonomy places the organism in Eukaryota, Metazoa, Chordata, Mammalia, Dasyuromorphia, Dasyuridae. The coding region runs from base 437 to 1747 and encodes 436 amino acids. Gene Ontology annotation, cellular component: voltage-gated potassium channel complex; dendrite membrane; axon.
UCCCCCCUCCCUGCGCUCAGGCCUGGAGCCGAGCCUGAGAAGGAAGGAGGAGCAGAGAAGUUGGCCCCGGGCUGGCCAUCCUCUGCUUCCCCACCAGGGGCGGGGGUGAAGUCUGCAAACCUAAUGAGGGGGAGAGCCCAUGUAGCCCCUUCAUCUGCAGCCACCAGAGGCCCCCGGGCUCAUUCCUGCCCGGACACACAGAGAGAGGACAGCUCCCGAGGAGCUCCGCGGCCCCCUCCCCCCAGCAGCACCCCCAGUCCCCGGCCGCAGCCGGCCGACCCGAGAGGCGGAGGAGCCCCAGCCUAGGUGCACGGAGGCUGGUUCCUGACUCUCAAACUUAAGAACUGUCACUUGGAAACUCUACAACUUGGGAACUCUUGAACGCAGGAUCGCUCACAAGCAGAGCCAAGAGGACCCAGAGUCAGGCAGGCAGGUCAUGGAGGGCUCAGGCGAGAGGCUGGUCCUCAAUGUGGGGGGCGUGCGCUAUGAGACGUACCACAGCACCCUGCGGGCCUUCCCCGGCACACGGCUCUACCAGCUGACCGAGCCCCCCAUGGGUGGUACUCUGGCCCGAGAGGUCUUCUUUGACCGCAGCCCCCAUCUCUUUGGCUACGUACUGGGCUACUACCGAACACGCCAGCUGCACUGCCCCCCAGACAUAUGUCGGGCAGUGCUGGAGGAAGAGCUGGCCUUCUGGGGGCUUGCCGACGCCCCUUUGGCCCCCUGCUGCUGGCUGAAGCUCAGCGGAGGUGAUGGGCGGGCUGAGGACUUCCACGCCUGGGAGGAGAGUGAGCUGGGAGAAGAACAAGGCCUGCUGGGACCCAUUGAGAGCCCCAACUCCACCAGGGCCCAGGGAACCUGGAAGCCGUGGCUGUGGGCUCUGCUUAACCAGCCCUGCUCCUCCCUAGCAGGCAAGUGUGCCGCCCUUCUCUCCAUGCUCUUCCUCCUGGGUGUCCUGGUGAUCUUCUUUCAAGAAACCUCGGUGCAGCUGGACUACUUUACGUCCAACUUCCGGCCCCUGGAGCCCUGGGAUGGUGAGAAGGAGGGCCUGCCCCCGCCUCAGGCGCCAACCCCCGGGCUGGUGUACCAGCGGGCUCCCCACCUUCUCUACCUGGAACUGCUCUGUGUGCUCUGGUUCGGGGCCGAGCUGCUGGCCCGGAGCAUCUCCUGUCCCAACAAGAUCAAAUUCCUCCGCAGCCCCAUGACCCUGGUCGACCUGGCGUCCCUCUUCCCCGUGCUGGUGGAGCUGGCCGUGGGCCGCAGGGCGGAGCGCCACCCCCGCCUCUGCUUGGUGCUGGGGGCCCUGCGAGUACUCUAUGUGCUCAAGCUGGGCCGCCUCCUGGGGCUGGUGGAGAAGCCGCUGGCCCUGAGGGUGCUGGCUCACACGCUGCGCUCCUCCUGGAGGGAGGCGGGCCUCCUGCUCCUGCUCUGGGCGGGAGAGAUCUUGCUCUUCGGUUCCCUCUUCCUGUACGGAGAGCUUCUGGGCACGGGCCACGGCCAGGGCCAGAGCGAGGUGCACUUUGCUGACAUCCUCACCUGCUUUUGGUGGACGGUGAUCACCCUCACCACCGUGGGCUACGGCGACAUCUACCCCAUGUCUGCCUUGGGCCAGGUCACGGCCGCCAUCACGGCCAUGGCGGGCAUGCUGACCAGUGUGCUCCUGGUGCCCAUCCUCCUGGUCCGCUUUCAGAGAUGCUAUGCUGUGGCCCUGGCCCGUCAGAAGCUGCGGCCCAGCGGGACCCUGUGAUGGGAAAGGCCCCAGGUCCCUCGGGGAGGUGGGAGGGGCCCCCGGGUGCCUGCCCAGGGAAAGCGUCACAGAAAGACCGCCUGGCCUGCCCCCACCCACCCAGCUCCAUGCCCCACGUCACCAGGUGAUCCCUCACAAUUCUCCUGCUUCAGAAAACAGUCUUACAGCUACAUUCUGGUCCAAGGUCAGGCUCAGAUCCACGGUAGCAUUGCCGGGGCUUUUUGGAGGGGUGGACGGGUAUCUGUAGCUUGGAGUCAUUUGUCUUCCGUCCCUCCGCCACCUCGUAGUCCUAGAGCGAGAGCGGGAAGAGAUGUU